AUGGCGGCUCACAUCCAAGCACGGACGGCAAUGGGCCGAACAAUUCAGGUCCUGAAGGCCUCCCCUGCCCGGCCGCAAUCGACAUCAACCUCUCCUUUCCUCAUGCUCUCGCCAUCAUCCCAGCCGCGGAUGCAACAGACAUCCGCCUUCUCGACGACCCAGAACCUCUGCAAGCGCAGGAGACACAAGACGCGCGACAACAACCGCCUGCGCGGUGUUUCUACGAUCCGCCGGUCCGGCCCCCGCGAGUUCCUGUCCGUGUCCAACGACGAGCUUCCCAGGCCCCGUCCAGCAUCCGAGCUGCCGCCCGUCGAGGUGGACCCCAACCACGGCCUCUGGGACUUUUUCUACGACAAGAAGCUCUUGCAGAGCCCUGCCGAGGACUCGGCGCACGGGCGGGCGUGGUCGGUCGAGGAGCUGCGCCGCAAGAGCUGGGACGACCUGCACAAGCUCUGGUGGGUGUGCGUCAAGGAGAGGAACCGGAUCGCGACGGCGAGCUACGCACGAGAGAAGGCAGAGAUUGGAUUUGGCGAACACGAGGCUUCCGAGAGGGAUGAGGUGGUCCGAAAGACCAUGAGGGCUAUCAAACACACCCUGACGGAACGAUACUACGCGUGGGAAGAUGCUGUGGAAGUGGCCAAGUCGGAUCCCGAGAUCAACCUCUCUGGCGACGGCGUCGCCUUUACGCCUCUCGAGUACCUCGAGGAAGAGGGCUCAGAGGCCCUCGAGGAAGAAGUGGCCGAGGGUGCGUCUGGGAAGAAAGACGCGCAGAGCGUGGAUGCAUCGACCUUGGCUGCGUCUGGCAAAACCGCUGCGGACGCACCUCGUGUCUAA
Thyridium curvatum is the source of this 834-nucleotide messenger RNA. RefSeq lists its product as uncharacterized. The coding region runs from base 1 to 834 and encodes 277 amino acids. The transcript has 2 exons. Gene Ontology annotation, molecular function: structural constituent of ribosome. The record is from RefSeq and is a predicted model, not a curated record. NCBI's taxonomy places the organism in Eukaryota, Fungi, Ascomycota, Sordariomycetes, Thyridiales, Thyridiaceae. Gene Ontology annotation, biological process: mitochondrial translation. Gene Ontology annotation, cellular component: mitochondrial large ribosomal subunit; mitochondrial ribosome.